Molecule: messenger RNA, 1572 nt
Organism: Fraxinus pennsylvanica
Lineage: Eukaryota; Viridiplantae; Streptophyta; Magnoliopsida; Lamiales; Oleaceae
Source: the annotation of a GenBank genome assembly
AUGGAAAACAGCGUCAAAAAACCACUUCUUUCCCCCGUAAAAUAUGAUCAAAUCCCAGAUUCAUCAGUUCAAGAGUAUUCAGUUCAACAUUCAAUCCGCUCUUUUACUUCAUCUUUCACCGCCGACGAAAAUGACAUCCCUCCAAUCAACGGCGUUCGAGUUUUCAUUGAACAGUUUUGUAUUGAGUCUAGGAAACUCUGGUACCUUGCCGGUCCAGCCAUUUUCACUUCCAUUUGCCAAUACUCCCUCGGCGCCAUUACACAAGUCUUCGCCGGCCAUAUUGGCACUCGCGAACUGGCUGCUUUCUCUGUCGAAAACUCUGUCAUCGCCAGUUUUUCUUUCGGAGUCAUGUUAGGAAUGGGAAGUGCACUGGAAACUCUCUGCGGACAAGCCUAUGGUGCUGGACAAUUCGACAUGCUAGGGGUUUACAUGCAAAGAUCAUGGAUUAUCCUUCUCACAACUGCAUUUAUUCUAAUGUUCUUGUACAUUUUCGCGCGGCCACUUCUGUUAUUUAUAGGCCAGACGCGGGAGAUAUCACAAGCUACCGGAAUAGUUUCGAUUUGGAUGAUACCUCAACUCUAUGCAUAUGCAAUGAAUUUCCCAAUAGCCAAAUUCUUGCAAGCACAGAGCAAAAUGAUGGCCAUGGCAUGGAUUUCUGCCAUAGCUUUGGCUCUUCAUACUUUAUUCAGCUGGCUGUUUAUGCUGAAGUUGGGGUGGGGGAUGGCGGCCGGGGCAGUGGUAUUGAACUUAUCGUGGUGGUUUAUAGUGGUGGCGCAGCUGGUUUAUAUAUUCAUGGGGUACUGUGGUAGAGCUUGGACUGGAUUUUCAUGGAAGGCCUUUCAAAAUCUGUGGGGUUUUGUUAGGUUAUCCCUUGCAUCAGCAGUUAUGUUAUGCUUGGAAGUGUGGUACUACACGGCUUUACUCCUAUUUGCUGGAUAUUUGAAGAAUGCAGAACUUCAAGUUGAUGCUUUAUCCGUAUGCAUGAACAUUGUGCUAUGGGUAACCACAGUAGCCAUUGGAUGGAAUGCAGCAGUAAGUGUAAGAGUGUCGAAUGAACUAGGGGCUGCUCAUCCAAGAAAGGCCAAAUUUUCAGUGGUGGUGGUGGUUGUUUCUUCCUUCACGAUCGGCGUCGUCGUCGCCAUCUUUCUCCUCAGCUUCAGUGAACAAUAUCCUUCAUUAUUUGUAGAUAGCGUUCAAGUGAGAAAACUUGUGUCCCACCUCACUCCAUUGCUUGCAUUUUGCAUUGUCAUCAAUGCUAUUCAACCCGCUCUAUCAGGAGUGGCCGUUGGAGCUGGAUGGCAAGCUUUAGUUGCUUAUGUGAAUAUUGUAUGCUACUAUUUGAUUGGCAUUCCUUUGGGACUCGUAUUAGGGUUUGUAGUAAACUGGAGUGUUCGGGGUAUUUGGUUUGGAAUGAUAUUUGGAACAAUAAUACAAACUCUCGCCCUCUUUUAUAUUGUUUACAGAACCAACUGGAAUAAAGAGGCUUCUGUUGCGACCAAAAGAAUCAAACAAUGGGGAGGAGAUGAUGAUAAAGUGCAGAAGGAUGUAGAGAACUUAACGGGGAGCAAAUGA